AUGUCUUUCUCUCCUCCAAGCAACGCGCUGGCCCUGAAGCGUAAGUUGCAGCAAGCCGACUCUCGCGAGCCUGCGACGAAGCGACAUCAUCUCCAAGGCUACGACCCGCAGGCACCAUGGCUGUCCGAGGCGAAACCGCUGAACGGCUGGCGCACCCUUGGUGAUCCGGCCGUCCAUAGCUCGAUGCCCCUGGCCAAUAUGGUCUCUGCCGUCCAGGACCUGAUCGACCCUGACUUUGAUCCAUUGACUGCCAUACUGGAUGAGGAGCCACGGUUUCUGAAGCCGCUGCCAGAUCGCAUAUGCUCCGAGGACUUGGAGUUCUUGCGUUUUCGUGAGGCGCUUUCGAUUCCGGAAAGUGGCUUGCGCAAUGAGUUGCUACGCUCGUAUAUCCAGUGGGUGCACAGUUUCAUGCCCGUGCUGAAUUUACAGGAGUUCCUACGAUGUGUGGCGGAGAACGAUCCAAAUGGGAACGUCAGCAUUCUUCUGUUUCAGGCGGUUAUGUUUGUUGGGACGGCCUUUAUCGACCUGAAGCACUUGCAAGCCGCGGGUUACUCGACUAGAAAAAGCGCGCGCAAUGCCUUCUUCACUCGAUUAAGACUUCUCUAUUCCCUCGACUGCGAAGAGGAUCGCAUCGUCAUUCUCCAAACACUCUUAUUGAUGACCUACUGGUCCGACCCCGAAAACAGCCCGCAGCGAGACAUCUGGGAUUGGAUCGGAAUUUGCAACACACAAGCACACUCGAUCGGACUUAAUACAGACCCCGCGUCGAGCGAUAUGGACAUACGGACUCGACGAUUGCGAAUUCGCAUUUGGUGGUGCAUGUACUCUCGAGACCGCCUGAUCGCCAUGGGAAUGCGACGUCCACUACAAGUGAACGAGGGAACCAGUAAUGUGCCAAUGCUCAGGAUGGAGGACUUUGACUUUGAGCCAUUCUCACCUAGUGCGGUGCGUCUCUUUCGCUGUCCUCAGCUCGAAGACGUGUCCCAUCAGAAGCGUCUGGCAACCAUGUUCAUUGAGAAAUCGAAGCUUUGUCAGUGCAUCGGCCGAGUGCUUUUUGCGCAGUAUGCACCAUCACAGCGCCAGUUCGGAGCUACUGACCGCACCACCGUCACAUUGGUCCCUCGACAAGCCUCCGAGUCUGAGUUUACACGAUGCACUCAGAAACUUGACUCGUGGCUGAGCGCUCUUCCAAAAGAUGCCCAGUUUAUCCCGCAAUCGAAAAGCAACUUCCGCGAUGGCGAGGAUGUGCUCCUCUUGCACGGCGCCAUGCUUCGCAUGCUCUUCCAUGCAACUACUAGCGCGCUGCACCGACCCUGGGCAGCCCUCUCGAAAGACCAGUCAAAGUCUCGCCUUGAGAUGCGCAGUAUUGCUCGCUCCAAGAUGCAAGAAGCCGCCGCUGGCAUCACACACAUCAUUCAAGGCCUCAACCAACUCAACCUUACCCGAUUCCUACCCCAAUCCGGUGUGACGGUAAUCCUCCCAGCCGCAGUCGCCCAUCUAUCAAAUUCAAUGUCGGACAAUCCCGCCGUACGGGAAAGCAGCAUCUCCAACUUCCACCGCUGCAUCCAAGUCCUGCACUGUCUUAAAGACAUCUACCCAGCGGCCAACAUCGAAUUCGCCAACCUCGAAGCAGCAACAAAGAUGCAAUCUGGUAACUGCAACUCCAACACUUUCUUCCAAAUAAUGAAAUACAAUUUCGCAUCACCCACACCACCAAUCUACAACCACUCAACAACAAGAACCCCAGAGUCCACCGCCGAAACCCCGCGCGCAAGAACACAACCCACACCACCCACACACGAAGACCAGCGCAAACUUAGCACCACCUCCGUCUUUGAACCAUCCGACGAAACACGACGCCCAUUCCCAAAUGACUUCGACGACCACUUCGCCGAAACAAGCACCCUCACAAACCCCCUCAACUUCUUUUCUAUCGACUUCGACUCUUUCCCCGAUAUGUCCGAUUCCCUCGAACGAGAUAUCUCUCCCUCCAACGAGCUGGACAGUAUUGACUGGACACAAGCUUUAUUCCGAGGGACAUUACAAGAAACCGAUAAAGAUAUCCCUUUUGAUGAGGCUAAGGAACACCGCCAGGAGCGGGAGCAGGCGCAAGACCUCUUCGCCUUUCCAUUGAAUGAUGAUAGAGACUCGGGGUUGCGAGCUGCUACUGCGCAUCAUGAUAUUACGGGUGAUUUGGAUCGUGAUUUGGGGUUCCGGACUGGGGAUGAUGGAUUUUAG
Penicillium cinerascens is the source of this 2238-nucleotide messenger RNA. RefSeq names its product transcription factor domain-containing protein. NCBI's taxonomy places the organism in Eukaryota, Fungi, Ascomycota, Eurotiomycetes, Eurotiales, Aspergillaceae. Gene Ontology annotation, biological process: DNA-templated transcription. The record is from RefSeq and is a predicted model, not a curated record. The transcript has 2 exons. Bases 1 to 2238 code for a protein of 745 amino acids. Gene Ontology annotation, molecular function: zinc ion binding; DNA binding.